AUGACAGUAAGCGCUUCAUCGACGGGCAUCUCUCCGGCCGUGCCCAUUCAUGGGCUUCACUCUGCAAAGUCCACCCGCCGUCUGAACCAAAUUGACAAGAUCCGGGCCAAUGGAGUGGGAGAGCAUGUCUCCCUGCCUCAGUUGGUCGUCUGUGGGGACCAGUCCGCCGGGAAGAGCUCAGUCCUGGAGCGCGUGACUUCGGUCCCCUUUCCAAGGCAGGAUGGACUCUGUACCCGGUUCCCCACGGAGAUCAUCCUUCGACAUAACACCGAGCCUCUGCGGAUCUCGGCCAGCAUCCAACCCUCCGCUCGCCGCCCUCCAGAAACUCGGGAGACGUUGCGGAGAUACCGACGCAACCUAUCAGAUGAUAUGUCGGAACUGCCCGAGGUCAUCUCCGAGAGCGCGGCCCUGAUGGGGAUCCGCGGAUACGGAUCGACCCAAAGCGGCAACACAUUUGCCCAAGACGUACUCCGAAUCGAGAUUGUCGGUCCGACCAAUCUUCAUCUGACCAUUGUCGACCUGCCGGGUCUCAUAUCGGUUCCCAACGAGGACCAAACAGACGCAGACAUCCGCAUCGUCAGGGAGCUGGUCAAGACGUACCUUUCCAGCACUCGUACCAUCAUCAUGGCUGUGCUACAAGCCAGCAAUGACAUUGCCAACCAGGGUAUUCUACAGCUGGUACGGCAGCACGACCCGGACGGCCAACGCACCGUGGGCAUUAUCACCAAGCCCGAUCUGAUCACCAAAGGCGUCGAGGGUAGGAUCGCGAUGCUGGCAAAGAGCCUUGACUCGGUCAAGCUGAAGCUUGGUUUCUUCCUCAUGAAAAACGCAAGCCCCGCCGAGGCUAAGGAGGGCCUGACUUGGGACGAUCUCGCUCGCCGCGAGGAGAAGUUCUUCUCCACACCGGCAUGGAAAGAGCACAACCUCGGCAUGCGUCGCGUCGGAGUAGAGCCACUGAGACUGUUCCUCCAAGAUCUCCUGAGCAGGCACAUAGAGAAGGAGCUUCCCAAAGUUCGAGAGGAGAUAAAGCAUCGGCUUGCAGUGACGGAAGCGGAGUUGGCUCUGAUGGGAGCCGAGCGGCCGACUGUUGGACACAUACGAUACUUCCUCACGGGCCUGAGCAUGCAGUUUCACCAGCUCGCGCAGGCGGCCCUCGACGGGAACUACCAGGGGCCCGACAUGGAGUUCUUCAAAAUCCCCGAGACUCGGCUUCGGGCGGAUGUUCACAAGGUCAAUGGAAAUUUCGCCAAUCAUAUGCGCGACAAUGGGAAGAAGAGGAAGGUCUCGGCCCAGCCUGACAGUGAGAAUUCGGAGAGCGAGCCUGACGAUGACGAUGAGGACGAAGCACGACAAAUUCGCGUUUCUGAGGAGGAAUUAAAUGCCUGGGUCAGAGAAGUCUACGAGAGGACCCGUGGGCGCGAGCUGCCCGGUAACUACAACCAUGCUCUCCUAGCCGAGCUCUUCCAUGAACAGUCAAGCCUAUGGCCCCGCAUCGCCAGGGAUCAUCUUGCCAAUGUCGUGUUGAUGGUGUCCAAUUGGGUCGAGAAGGCGAUCAAUGCCAGUGUCAGAGAGGAGGCAGUGCACCAGGAGAUCACGAUGAUAUGCCAGAGGAACCUUUCCGAGAGUGAAAGGCUUGCCAACGAGGAGCUGGACAAGUUGAUUGCCGACGAAAAAUACCACCCAAUCACCUAUAACCACUCCUACACGGACAAUAUCCAGAAGGCCAGGCGGAAAGAACAAGAUGCAGCGAUGGCAAAGGCCCGCAGCACACUCAAAACCGACUGGUUUGGGAACCAAGAUGGCUGCUGCAACGCCGGCGAUAUAGAGAAGCUAUUGCAGGCCAUUCGCAGCAACACCAUCAUCAAAAUGGACGAUCAAGCCUGUUCUGAGGCUCUAGCCGGCAUGAACGCCUACUACAAAGUAGUAGCUAUGAAGACUUUUGUCGACAACGUCUGUCGCCAAGUCAUUGAGCGCCACGUGCUAUCCCGACUACCGACGCUGUUCUGCCCGAAAACCGCCUCCGGGUUUAGUGACGAGGAACUCCUUCGCAUAGGUUCCGAGCCCGAGAACCACAGGGCCAGAAGAGCCGAGCUUGAUUCUCUGGUGAAGGCCCUUCAGCAGAGCCUUGACGAUCUGCAGAGUUCCUGA
Messenger RNA from Phialemonium atrogriseum, 2148 nucleotides. Its product is annotated as dynamin. Lineage: Eukaryota; Fungi; Ascomycota; Sordariomycetes; Cephalothecales; Cephalothecaceae. The record is from RefSeq and is a predicted model, not a curated record. The transcript has 3 exons. Gene Ontology annotation, molecular function: microtubule binding; GTP binding; GTPase activity. Gene Ontology annotation, cellular component: cytoplasm; membrane; microtubule. Bases 1 to 2148 code for a protein of 715 amino acids.